AUGUUGCAUCCGGUGCGAAACCGUUGGUACCUUGCGUCGGUUGUGUUGACCCUCAGCCAGCUGACGACCAUCGAAGGGCAGAUAAGUCUAUCAUCCGUACCGUGCGGUCAGCAGCAGCAACGUAUCGUCGGUGGUGUAAACUCCAACCGGGGCCAAAUAACGUACAUCGCCAGCCUGACCAAACGGGGCGGUCAUUUUUGUGGUGCAUCGAUCGUUAACGAACGUUGGCUUCUAACGGCUGGACACUGUGUGUGCAGUGGUGCUAAUAAGGUGCUGCGGGCCAACCAGAUUCAAGCCGUGCUGGGGCUCUACCGGAGGUCCGAAUUUGGUGGCAAUCAACUCGACGCGGAUCCGUUCACCGACCGUGCAUAUGAGGUGACGAUUCGGACGAUCGUACCCCAUCCAGGAUACGUUUGCAACAAACCAUCGAACGACAUCGCUUUGCUGGAGCUGGCGAAACGUAUCGACUUUACCGCUUCGGUUCGGCCGAUCUGUCUGUCUAGCGGAUCGGAUGGUUCCGCACGUGUCGAGGGCCGGACGGCGAUCGUGGCCGGAUGGGGCUGGCAGCAGGAAAACCGUAACCUUGCCGAUAAGGCGGACACACUCCAGCGGGCAGUGGUGGAUGUGUUCCGGAAUGAGGAAUGCGAAAGCAUGUACCGGCGUGGCAAUCGCACGAGAACGAUCGCCCGCACGCAACUGUGCGCUGGUAAGGGAGCGGGUGGGGUCGAUGCGUGUUGGGCCGAUUCCGGUGGUCCGCUGGUGACGAGUGACAAUGUGCUGAUUGGGAUCGUUUCAACCGGUAUCGGUUGUGCCCGGCCCGGAUUUCCCGGGAUUUACACACGGGUUAGUGAGUAUGCGGGUUGGAUCGUAACGGUGGUCGAUCGAUUCAAUGCCAGAUAG
Messenger RNA from Anopheles marshallii, 900 nucleotides. Its product is annotated as trypsin-1-like. The transcript is spliced from 3 exons. The record is from RefSeq and is a predicted model, not a curated record. Bases 1 to 900 code for a protein of 299 amino acids. Gene Ontology annotation, molecular function: serine-type endopeptidase activity. Gene Ontology annotation, biological process: proteolysis. NCBI's taxonomy places the organism in Eukaryota, Metazoa, Arthropoda, Insecta, Diptera, Culicidae.